This is a messenger RNA of Caenorhabditis briggsae, 501 nucleotides long. RefSeq names its product Protein CBR-UBC-9 (gene Cbr-ubc-9). The transcript is spliced from 5 exons. NCBI's taxonomy places the organism in Eukaryota, Metazoa, Nematoda, Chromadorea, Rhabditida, Rhabditidae. The record is from RefSeq and is a predicted model, not a curated record. Gene Ontology annotation, biological process: protein sumoylation. Gene Ontology annotation, molecular function: SUMO conjugating enzyme activity. The coding region runs from base 1 to 501 and encodes 166 amino acids. Gene Ontology annotation, cellular component: nucleus.
AUGUCGGGUAUCGCCGCAGGCCGUCUUGCAGAAGAGAGAAAACACUGGAGAAAGGACCAUCCAUUCGGAUUCAUAGCCAAGCCAGUCAAAAAUGCCGACGGAACUUUGAACCUCUUCAACUGGGAAUGUGCAAUCCCUGGAAGAAAAGAUACCAUCUGGGAGGGUGGACUCUACAGAAUUCGAAUGCUCUUCAAAGAUGAUUUCCCAUCGACUCCACCAAAGUGCAAGUUCGAGCCCCCACUUUUCCACCCAAACGUCUAUCCAUCAGGAACAGUUUGUUUGUCGCUUCUGGAUGAGAACAAAGACUGGAAACCAUCAAUCUCUAUCAAACAGCUCCUUGUUGGAAUUCAAGAUCUGCUGAAUAAUCCAAAUAUUGAGGAUCCAGCCCAAGCCGAAGCAUAUCAAAUUUAUUGUCAAAACAGAGCUGAGUACGAGAAGCGGGUGAAGAAGGAAGCAAUCAAGUAUUCUGCUGAAAUCGUCCAAAAGCAAAUGCUUGAAUAG